UCCAACGGUUCCCCCGCGUCAAACAUUAACUCGGACGAACGCGUGUCGCAACUCACGCAACAACAACAACUCCGUAUAGACGAGAAUCUACAUACAACACGACAAAAUAAUGGCGACAACACGCUCUCUGCAUAUCCUCAACAGACAGCGGCAUUUCCUGAACAAGGUGCACUCAACAUGGCUGGUCAGAGGUUUUGCGAAUAAAAGCGAUGAAGGCUGGUUGAGUUCCAUGUUUGCACACAAAGUGGAUGCCAGGAAAGAUGCCCACUCCAAUCUGCUCUCCAAGAAAGAAACCAGCAACCUCUACAAGAUUCAGUUUCACAAUGUCAAGCCAGAGUGCAUGGAGGCAUACAAUAAAAUGUCGGAUGAGGUACAGAAAGAACUUCACCGGGAUGCGAGUUAUCCGUGUGAAGUCAUCGGAAGCUGGAACACGUGGUAUGGGGAACAGGAUCAAGCGGUGCAUCUCUGGAGGUAUUCCGGCGGGUAUCCCGCUCUAACCGAGUGUUUGAGCAAACUCAACAGCAAUACGGCUUAUCUUGCAUUUCGAAAAGAGAGGAGUAAAAUGCUGAUCUCCCGAUGCAACCAGCUUCUUCUGGAGUUCAGUUUCUGGAACGAGCCUGCACCCAGAAGCGGCCCCAACAUUUACGAACUGAGAACAUAUCAACUAGUACCUGGAACAAUGAUUGAAUGGGGAAAUCACUGGGCUCGAGCCAUCAAAUAUAGACAGGAAAAUAAUGAAGCGGUGGGAGGCUUCUUCACACAGAUCGGGGAAUUGUACGUCGUUCAUCAUUUAUGGGCCUAUAAAGACCUGCAGUCUAGAGAAGAGACCAGAAAUGCUGCUUGGUUAAAAGAGGGCUGGGAUGCCAAUGUGCACUAUACCAUGCCUCUUAUCCAAAAGAUGGAAUCGAGAAUUAUGAUUCCCAUGGAACAUUCGCCUCUGCAGUAAAAUCGGCAGCGUUUCGUCUGUGAUGAUACCAAAUACACAAUCCACCAGCUCUGACUUAAUCAAACACAUCCGAAGCAGAUGAUCGUGCUCUUCAGGUCCCCUUCAAGUAGACAGGCAGUUGUGUUAGAGAGGAGCCGGACCUAAAGCCUGCAAGAAGGCAGACCUGUGCAGGUGUCGAAGUCAAUCUGAGAGAUACGAUGAGAGAGCUCGGACUGUUAAAGCAUGUGUUGAUCCGGUCGUUCUUCUUUCUCGUGCAUCAUUUGGCCUGUUGCAGUGUCUGAAGAAACUGCCUGUCAGUGUAGCCUUUUAUCUACAAUUAAAAGAAAUUUGCUAAAUUGAAUAAAUUUAUUGGAAUGCUUCA
Molecule: messenger RNA, 1307 nt
Organism: Puntigrus tetrazona (Sumatra barb)
Lineage: Eukaryota; Metazoa; Chordata; Actinopteri; Cypriniformes; Cyprinidae
Gene: nipsnap1
Product: nipsnap homolog 1 (C. elegans)
Exons: 10
Coding region: 110-946 (278 amino acids)
Cellular component (GO): mitochondrion
Source: RefSeq, a predicted model, not a curated record